This is a messenger RNA of Orbilia oligospora ATCC 24927, 1035 nucleotides long. RefSeq lists its product as uncharacterized. The record is from RefSeq and is a predicted model, not a curated record. The transcript has 3 exons. Bases 1 to 1035 code for a protein of 344 amino acids. Gene Ontology annotation, molecular function: oxidoreductase activity, acting on the CH-OH group of donors, NAD or NADP as acceptor. Lineage: Eukaryota; Fungi; Ascomycota; Orbiliomycetes; Orbiliales; Orbiliaceae.
AUGGCUAAGGUUUCCACCCUUCUCUUAUCGGCCGCCACCCUUGGCAUAUUAAAAUACGCCCCUCCCGAAUAUCUCGCCCCGCUUAUCGACCUUCUUUCGAAAACGCCGGCUACUCCACAGAGAAUUUUAUCGUGCGUUCAGUUUUUUGCAUGGUUUAAAUUACUCACUGGGGUGACAUCGAAUAUCAAUUCGUAUUUUUCGUGGAAGAAGGAGAAUAAUUGGGUUACAGAUGAUAAAUAUGACUGGGACAAAGAGGUGGUGAUGAUUACGGGUGGUAGUGGGGGACUAGGGGAGCAGAUGGCGAUUCAAUUUGCGGAAAAGGGGGUUACGGUUGUGGUUAUUGAUGUGAAUCCGGUUAGGGACGAGGUUUUAGAGAAAUACAAAACGAUCUCCUUCUUCUCUUGCGACAUCUCCGACUUCACAGCCCUUUCAGCAACGGCUGCUGAAAUUCGCAAAGCCCAUGGCGAUCCAACAGUCAUCAUCCUCAACGCCGCAAUUGCGAAUCUUGGUCCUCUCCUCUCGACUCCAGUUGCACAGUCUCAAAAGUUGAUUAACAUCAAUCUAACCUCUCACAUCGCCAUGAUCCAUGAAUUCCUCCCGUCAAUGAUCAAGAGUAACCACGGACAUGUAAUGUUCGUCGCCAGCAUGUGUUCUUAUCUUUCAAUAGCUGGGUUGGCGGAUUAUUGUGCGACCAAAGCUGGUACGCUGGCAUAUUAUGAAGCACUCAGGCAAGAGUUGAGACAUGAAUACAAAGCUCCGAAGGUCAGAACGAGUAUUGUGCAUCCUACUUGGAUGAGGACGAAAAUUGUACCUUUUGAAACUGUUGAGAAGAGCGGAGAGAUUAGGGUUCAAAAAAGGUUGUUCUAUGGGGUUGAGAAGACAGCAAAGAUCGCAGUGCAAAAGGUGUUCAGUGGGUAUGGAGGGAGGGUAAUUGUACCGGAUGUUUGGCAGAUGAGGGCUAUGAUUGGGCUAAGGACGUGGUCGAUCUGGGCACAAGAGUCUCUUCGGGACUAUGUUAGACUCAUUGGGCAAUAA